AUGGCGAUGAAAUAUCUGGGCGCCUACCUCAUGGCCGUCCUUGGCGGAAAGGACCCUUGGGAGCCCAGGGCUCUCGCCGGAGGCAUCAGCUACGAAGACGAUCUGAUCACAAAGAUUUGCGAGCGCAUGGAGGGAAAGCAGGCGCACGAGCUGAUCAAAGAGGGCUUCGGGAAGUUCGCCGCUUGCGGCGGCGGGGGUGGCGGUGGUGGCGGCGGAGCAGCCGCUCCGGCUGCAGGCGGCGGCGGAGGCGAAGCUGCGGCCAAGGAGGAGAAGAAGGUCGAGGAGGAAGAGGAAGAGGAGGAGAUGGACUUCGAUCUGUUCGGCUGA
Symbiodinium pilosum is the source of this 327-nucleotide messenger RNA. The record is from the annotation of a GenBank genome assembly. NCBI's taxonomy places the organism in Eukaryota, Dinophyceae, Suessiales, Symbiodiniaceae.